AGUGUCAAGGCUCGGCUUUUCUCCACAACAAUCUUUCACCGCGGCCUAGUGUCGCGGCACUAUUAGUAACAGUCCGGUCUCAGUGGUCGUGCGAUCGCGUACGGUUCAAUAAAAAUUGUAUCCUUUUUUUUUUUAUUAUUUUUCUAUUAUUAUUAUUCGGUAUUUAAAUAAUAUUUUUCGCGUUUGUCCACCCAAAUGGCAGCAGGCGUCCCGAGCGGUUAGAUCUACAACAGGCGACACGCCGCGAGUAUAAUAUUAUAAAUACGGGUUUUUCUUCGUCGUUUCCCCGUUCCCAGAAUUCUUCGCUUUUUCGCGUUUAUGUAAAGAAAACAAUCUUAUUUUUUUCCCGCAUCGCCCCGCGCAUAAUACUAAUACGAUAUACUUGCGUGUUGCAAAUUAGAAUAAUAUUUGAACGAUCGGAAAUCCGCGAAACGCAUCGCGUGGCCGACGGCAGGCCGUCCCCGACGAGAAGAUCGCGACCACCGCCGCCGCCAUGGAUAUCCAAUUUGAAAAUUUAAAUUACGAAGUGAAACCGUCAUUUUGGCAGACCAAAGGUCAGUUACGAUUGUAUAGUAUUAUCACGUUUUGUUAUUGUUGUUUUAUUUUUUUGUUUUUUUUUUUAAAAAACAAAGGAACAAAUAAUAGACCUUUAUAUACAUUAUAAUAGUGUAAUAAUUUACUAUCAAAAAGUAUACCUUUACGUAGAUAAUUUAUGUGUGCUCGAUUUUUGCGUUCAUUACACGGUAACGCAUUAUUAGAUCUCAAAAUUUGUUAGGUUAGAUUACGAUUGAAUUUUCGGAUUUGUAUGGGUAUAUAUAUACUAUAGCUAGUAUAAUAGGUGUAGUGUCUCGAAGUAGGAACCAGAUCUGGUAAAUUAAACCGCAAUAAAGUUUACAUGCCCCCCUACAUACAUACCUAUGCAGUUACAGGAUGUUUGUAUGCUUCUACGAUGCGGUUUCACUUUUUAACAGUCAUGAUUUACAGCUAGGUACCUAUAGAAUGACGUCUGGCUGCAGUGUAAUAUAAUAUACUUACAACACUUUUCCCUACGAGGAGACCGUGUUUGAAGAUAAUAACGUUUCGUGUAUGUGCGAAAAUAAAUUCCUACUGAAAUAUUGUUUAUAUUAUGUACACCGAGAACGGUAUACUGUAUAAGAUCGCGAGUAUUUUUGUCGCGUGAAGGUUGAGUUUCGCCGUUUCUUCGCGAACGGUCUUUAAACCGACAACAACGAUUCGCGCAUUCCGCUCACACUAAAUUUCCGAGUUUGAAGUUAAAAAAAAAAUCGAAAUUAUUAUAAGCACAUAAUGUAACAGAUAAUUUUCGGCAUCUACCGAUUUAUAUUUCGUCGGUACGAUGUUUGAUUUACCCAAAGCCAACGGCGACAAAAUACAAAUACAAUAAUAAUAUAAUAUGUGAGUUUUGACGACAUUGUUUACUCGCGAUAAUUUUUCGAAAACCGAGUUGCCGGAUUCGGCAAACAAUAUUGAAAACUACGUUUACCGUUUUUCGAUUAUGGUGUUAUCCGUCGGUAAAAUACUGUACAUAAACGCAUAACCGUUUUGGCAAUAUUGCCGUCCGAGUAGCAAACUGCAAUGCAACAAACGCCGGUUUACCGAAGACCACGUCGUCAUAAAUGGACGAUAUUAUUACUAACUAUUAGACAUUUUCGUUUCAUAUUAUAUUAUCGUUUGUGUCUGUUAGUUGGUUAUUUUUUCAACAAACGUAAUCGUCGGCUAUUUUGUUAUUACAUAUAAAAUCGACGGACCUUUCUUAUACUCGUACAUUAUUGUUUUAUCGAUUCAUCCUUGAGCACAGGUACGCGUUGAAUUUAUAUAAUAUUAACUUUUAUAUAUAUAUAUAAAUAUAUUGUUGUAGACAUUCCGCAGUGCAGAAAAAAGUAUACUUCUGUGGGCCACAAGAAUGUGGUUCUCGGCGAUGACGGCGGCGUGCAAAAUUGCCCGUUGCAAAUAUUUAGAUAGAUUCGGACCGCGCGUAGGUAUUGUCGCCGCCGUACAGUCGCAGACGCGUCAUUUUCGAGUUUCCUAGUCAAAUCAGUGUCUCCGACCGUUGGCGGACGAAAAAAAAAAAGUAAAAGAAUCGCAUUACCGUGUAUAAUAAACCUAUACCGACUAUAUCUUUUAUAGUAUAUUGGCUCGGAUUCAAUUUAUACGCGAAAAAAACAACGUGUAAACCGUACGUGAAGCUAUAUGGGUAGUAGACGCAUUUAUCAAACGGAUACGAGUACUGUGUUUAAAUUAUCCACUUAUACGCGGGGAAAUUACUCCGGUGAAAUGCAUAAAAUCCGCGUUCACACAUUUCAAUGCGAUAUAACCCGUACGCGGCGAAUAAAAAUAAUUUUAAUUUUGUUUUUAAAACCCGAAAAUUUAUUGUAUAAUUACGAACAAUUGGAUAUAUAAUGUAUAAUAUAUUUGUGUAGUAUGAUACGGUGGCUGAUCAAUAUUUUGAUUCUGGUCCGUCGUCGUCGGUUGAUCAAGUCGACCGAUAACAUUGCAUUCUGUAGUAUGUACAUAAAUAUCGGUAAAUAAUGAAGACUUAUUAUUUUACUUUGUAACGUGGGCAAUCCUGUAUUCCGUUGAUUUUAGAGAGUUUUGUUCAAAAUAAUCAUUCAUUCAUCAAAUGUUGUCAGUUUUGUGAUAAUUAAAAAAAACGAAAGUUAAGGAUCUAAAAGGUGAACAGCUUAAAAUGUCGAUAAAUAUUUCAAAUAAAGUAUACCAUCGGUCGAAAAUUACCGAGCUUUUGAAUUAAUAACGGGAGCAUUUACCUAAUCAAAAUAAAAUGUUCAUAAAAAGUAUCAGACAUUUUGAAAAAUUGUUUUGAUAUGAAAAACAAAUGCCUAUUUUUAUUUAUUUAUUUCUUCUUUUUUUUUUUUUUCGCAGCAAUGAUAUCACAAAUUCAUAUUUUAAUUGUAUUUCGUGCUUUGAAUAAUAAACUAUGUACGUGACUCCUGCAGAGUUCAUAUUGAUAUUAUACUCUGACGAUAUAAUAAUAUUAUAUACCUGCUAUGAUAUGUCGUGAUUGUGGCAAAACGAUAAAAUAUUUUCGUCCUGCGAUAAUGUUAAAUUGAUAAUUUAUAUUCCGUAUAUGUACACUUAUUGAUUAUACAAUCAAUAUUAAACAAUUGUUCUAUAAAGCAUCAGUAAACAAUAAUAAGAAUACAUUCAUUACUGUUAUACAUAAAAUUAUAAAAUGCUAUUGCUAUUAUAUAGAUUUAAUUAUUAAUACUUGAUGUAACUAAUUAUAAUAUAGUAAAUAAGUGGGUUUUUUUCGGUGGAUUUUUUUUCUACAUUCAAGUUUAACGUAAAAAUUGAAUGUAGACUUGAUAGAUUCAAUAGAUACCGUAAUAGAUUAGGAAUAAAACACGCACGUUUCGAUUAAUGGUUAAUUUUAGUAAACUCUUUGCUCGUAUAGUAAAAAAUGUAUUUUAGCGUGCAUUUUAAGUGCAACUGUUUGCUAGUUGCAACAUAAAUGCACUUUAUGACAAACUACUUGCCAAAUUCGUUGUUUACUGGUAUUGUCAACUCAGUAUCACGUUUAUAACACGAUGUCAAAUGUAAAACAUAUCAGCGUUAUCAGUGUUAUUAACAUUAUCAAUUUAUCGCUUCGUGUCUUUAUCAUAAUAAAUACAUUCGUUUUACAAUAAAAUUUAUUUUUGUAAAUUCAAAAUUUCAAACAAUAAACAUCAUAUAUGGUAUUCUUAUCAGACAAAUUAUCUGAGUUUAAAGAUACAAUUCCAAAGUCAAUUAUUCUCUGCGUUAUUGUAAACAAAGGAACUAAAAAUUUCAAAAAAUGACCUUCACUAUGUGCUAACCGUAAUAAUGUAUUCAUCUGAUAAAAUUUUUCGUCUAAAUAAUCUAACGUAACAUUUCUUUUAAAUUCCGAGCGUAGCGAGAGAGCUAUUGGUUUUACUAAGAUGUUUAUUCUUUCUUUCUUUCCUUCUUUCUUCUAAACUGUGGACACGUUUUAUUCUUAGUAUCACUCCGAUUUUUACGUGUAUCAACUUUUCUGGAAGCUCAAGUUGUUUAAAUUGUACUUUGAAGAAGUCAUUUUAUGAUUUUUUAUGCCAUUUUUAAAUAAAACUACUUAAGUGGGAAAAAACGUAGGAAAACGUACAAUUUCACGAUUUCAUUAUUUUAUAAAAACAUGGACGAUAUUUUUUACUAGAAAAAAUGAUUUAAUUGAAAAAUCACAAAAUACCUUUUUGAUUUACUUUUUUAAGGUAUCGUCACUAAAACUUUUGAGCUUUUAAAUAAUUUUAAUUUUAGUAGUUUUUUUGCUGUAAUUCGGUUAUAUGGUAAAUACACGUAGAGACUCGAUACUUGAUUUAAUAUUUAUAUUAGACUUACCUAGACGUGGUAAAAUUUCCAAAAUCAUCGAAUGACUGUUUUUCUUUUUUUUAAAUUUUUUUACAAUGGUGUUUUAUUUUUUAUUUUUUUCAUACUAUAGACCACUUUUAUCCUAGAAAACUUGCUCCAAUGUAUGAGUUUAGUGUCUUUUCUGAGAGUCAAUUUUAUCUAUUUGGUAAAUAUUUAGGUCAUUUUUUGAUUUUCGAAACGGUAUUUAAAAUAAAAACGAUAAACCUGAAAAAAAAUACGAUUUGAUAGAAUAAAAUUGUUUAUUGGCAUAUGUUUUAUUACUACUUACAUAAUAUAUAUAUUAUCAGAGGCGGAUUUACCAAUAUACAGAGUAAACACCUGCUUAGGCCGGCAAAUCUUGUAAUGUUUUAUUAAACUACAUAAUUCAUAAAAAAAAAAGAGCAGACACUGGGGAUGGGAGGGGCCACUGUUGUAGGUGAUAAGGGUUGGGUAAAAAGUUGUAUAGUUUUAUACAUCAUACAUACAUAAUGUACAUAUAAUAAACGUAUAAAUAUUUAAAUGGGUGAUUUUGCUCAUAAAAUUUGUCUUUUUCAUUGGUCAGUAGGUACAAUGAUAGGUUAAUAAAUAAUUAAUUAAACCAAAAUGUAUUGUGUAAGUGUUACUCUAAUGCCUGGUUGCAUACAAAUCGUACGGUAAACUAUUGGUUCCAAAAUCUAUCUGUUCUGUAAAAUUACAGUUAUUGAACAAUUUGCGUUCUAUAAAAUUAUUUCAUUUAAUUUUUUUGUUUAAAACCACUUUCUCAGUUAUCAGUAUACAUAUUUUAUCCAUAUCAAAUUAUAACGUGAUAAUUCAAUAUCAAAGUAAUAAAUUAUAGUUAAUUAUACAUUUUUGUAUUUUAUUCUAAUAUUAUACAUUCUUUAUUACCUAUAUAUUAUUUUUAUUUAUUUAUUUUUUCUUUUUGUUUAAAAACGGCAAAUCAUGUUAAUCUUCGAAAGGAUUCGACCGAUCUCUAAUUCACCUCGGCUUUGGCAGAUUAAUACAAAUUUUAAAUAACAUAUUAUCAGACUCAUCUGAUAUAAAUAAGAAUGAUGUUGUUGAUAUUUUUACAACAACAAAACAGUAACAAGUAACAACAGUAAAUAGUCGCAUAGAAUAAGAAAAUAAGUUACAAGUAAAUUUAAUUAAGUUUUUUUCGUGAUAUUUUUGUUCAAAUUUUAAUGAACUGAAAUCGGCUCUACAAAUGAUCGAUUCAAUAACUAUGCUUUUGAUAAGAACUAUCAAAUUCACGGAAUUUUUUUCAAUUUUACGGAACCGAUAGCCGGCUAUCGGUUUCGUAUAGUUUUAUGCAUCCCGGCAUACAUUUAAAACUCAUACUAACCCCCGCAUAUCCAUUCUUACUGUGUUUACAAUCUUUAGUAAUCUUCGAAACACCUUAACAGAAGCUGAUGUCACAAUCUUCUUAAAGUUUAAAACUUAAAAAAAAAAAAAAAUCAAAUAAUAGUAGUUUUACACUAUUACCACUGUAUGGCUUCUUCCAUCAUGCUAUUAAUGUAACUAUGUCGGUGGAACAGAUUUCAUAUGUCUUUAAAUAAAAAUCAAUAGUAAUUUAAAAUUUUUUUUUAUACAGAUACAGUAUGCCAAGCAUUAUGAUGUGUAAUUAAAAAAAAGUGCCACUGACCUACAGGCUCCAGUUUAUGCUAGAUAAUUAUCAUCAUUAAAUAAUGACGAAUUAUAUUCUCAAUGUACAAUUUAAAUGUUUAAAGUUUAACAUUUACAUUACUCAGAAACUGUUGAUCGGAUAUGAAUAUAUAGUACAUUACAAUUCUUAGAAUAAAGUGAAAAAAUAAAAUUUUUCUUUUUCAGUAAUUAAGGGAUGAAAAAAAUAUACUAUUUUUUCUUUGUAUGUAUCCCACUAACCCGAAACCUGGUUGAAAAAAAAAAUAAUGAUAUAACAUUACAAACAUUGCAGAACACCCCAUAUACAUAUACAUAUAUGUAUAUGUAUAUAUAUAUAUCUUUAGUCUGCACCUGUACGCAGUUAUUUUUCUGUAAAUUUGUGGAACCUUAAUCAUGAUAAUAAUAAUAUUAUAAUAUGCAACAUAAAUCUCGUAGUAAUUAUUACGUUGGAAAUGACCUCAGACGGUUUCCGACAAUUUUCAGCACACAUAGAUGGGUGCCGCGCCGUGUACGUUUUUGUUUUAGAUCGUGAUCGCCAUAAUAAUUAUUCAAUUUUACCUAUAUUAUUAAUCACAAUUUUACGCUAUUAAAGAAAUCACGAAUAAUAACAAUAACAAUACACCCAUACAUUCGUUACGAUGCGGAAACAGCUCUUUUCGGUCGCACUAUUGCCUCGCUAGUGAUCAUGGUCACCUUAUCUUGUCACUAGUUGUGGUAUUUUUAAGCCAAUGGGUGAUAUUACCUCAACAUCAUUCUAUCUGCGUACACCACUAGAUACUUCAAAUAAUUUAUAUAUUAUACACUAGAUGUCAUCAUCAUAUUCUUCCAUUGCCGUUAAACGUUGGUUCUAUUUCAAGAAUCACCAAUCGAUAAUAACAAUAUAGCGGUCACUUUUUCUUGCUUUGCUUGAAUGAAAAUGCUUCUGGUCUGUUCAUUAUGCCACUAUGACACGCUUAAUGCCUUUUAUAUUAGUGAACAUUUGAGAUUAGAUUGUAUUUUUUUGAUAGUCUUUUAAGGCUGAGUUAGCCCAAUUGAUGGGGCGAGUUAAAAUUGUUCAUGCUGUUUCCUUACUCAAUUCGCGUCCAAGUUCCUUUGCUGGGGGAAGGGAGAAUAUUUUUUUUGUGAAAAAUUACGGUUGCGUUCUACCAGAUGAUUUCUUGGAUUGAAAUUGAAUUUGUAGAUCGAACUGAUCGAAGUAAGACUUGGUUCCAAACAAACAUGAGUUACUUUUUUUCUCCGUUACCUUUAUCCAAUUGCUUUUUACGACAAAACAGUAUAACAAUAGUUAUAUUGUUACCACCUCUAUCCGUUUGUCUAUUCAUUUGUGGACAGACAAGUUUUGGCCGAUCGGAACAUUUUUAAAAGGGCCUCUACAUGAAAUUAAUAAUGAUCUUUUUUUUCCCAAGUGUCCGAGUGUCUUUUAUAAUUUGACACGGGUGAUGACAAAUUAUUUGCCUAGGCUAAUAUACCUGGAUCUAUUAUAGACAAACCGAUAAUUCGAUAGUUUCCAUUCAGUCGUGCUCAUCACUACCAAGGGCAAUCCAAGGGCCCAUUGAGGGGCCCACCAGGAAAUUUCCGGCUUCCCAGUAGCCCUAACCGUUCAAUAUACACACAUAUAAUAUUAUGCUUGUUUUUUUUUUCUACGAGUAUUUAGUUUCAUUUUUUUCGUUAACACGAUAAUAAUACGAUUAUUUAUUGUUUGUAAAACGCUAUUCAGCCGUAACUGUAGUAUCGACAUCAAAGAUAGACAAGAUUCGUUUCGGCAGCACUACCUUUACGUAUAUAUGUGAGUCUGCGUGUCGAACCUGCAAAUUUCCAAAAUACCCGAACCUAAUUUGAAUUUGAACACUAUUUUCAUUGUUUUUUUUUUCUUUUCGUUGGUUGUUUACCUACAUAAGUGAGUUUGUACAUAAUAUAGUUUUGAAUAAAUAAUUUGACAAAUUGAUCGCGUAUUUCCGUAACGUUUUACUAGUUGAUCAAUCAUAAUUUAUUAAAAUAAAUGGUAUACGUUUUAUCCGAGUGGGCAGAUCGCUGAAAUUGUAAACCACUGCACUUUAAAGUAUACUGACAAGACUUUUUUUUUAAAUUUAUAGUAGUAAAAAAAUGUAUGUUGCACUUAACGGUUCCUAUACAUCUUACACCUGUGACGGAUAUGCAAAAUGUUUCGUAUAGUUUUCGAAAUUGUAGGUGCCCACCAAUCUACCUCCAAUAUGAAAUAUUUUACCACAACUUAGCGAUCGUAAUUAAAUUUUACGAGUUUACUUAAAGUUUUCAGUAAUCAUUAGUUUUUUUUCUUAUCCGACCGCAAAAAAAUUAUUAUUGUUAACAUCAUGAGGGAUAUAUAAUAGUCGUAAUAAAAAAAAUCACAAGGCAGACGGCAUACCGUAGGUCGUAGGACUACUACACGCAGUAGUGAUGGAAUCGAAAUGAAAGUGAGAGUUCCUUCUUUUUUUCUCUUAUCCUUGAGCGGGACACAAUAUACCGUGAUAGCCGCAGUUUAUACGUCUUAUGUUCAACUACAGUAUGUAGUCUGUUUUGAUAAAGACAAAAAUAUUUUAGCGAAAAAUCCCGUUCUUGUAUACCCGAUAGUAGGUAAUAUUAUUAUUGUUAUUGGUGAGCGGAAUGAGCUUAUAUUCGGUACAUAUAUAGUACAUAUAAACUAUACAAGGUGUGUAAAUUGAUCAUUGCUUAUGUAAUUAAGUAGGAAAUCAAUAAAUUGUACAGUAUUACACUUUAUAUUAUCAUAUUAGAUCCAAGCGUAGCGAGAGAGCUAUUGGUUUUACUAAGAUGUUUAUUUUUUCUUUCUUUCUAUAUUCUAUAUUCUUUCUAAAUAAUAUAUUGUUCGUUUCGUCAAAUAUUUGCCGAUGUAAGCAUCACGCGACUACACACGUUUAUAAUACUAAUAAUAUUUAUAACGAAUUUUCUCCGAAAAUGAGAACUAUUGCAUCAAUACAUUGUCUUUGUUGAUUAUAGCGUUACAUGGACAAAUAUAAUAACUUUUGUUAUAUUCAAUAUUUUAAAGUUUUUUUUUUUUUUUUUAAUAAUAUAGUUUUAGUGCCGUGCCUUAUGAUUCUUAUAUGGGGUUUUUAUAAUUACAAAAUAUAAACUUGUUCAUUUGUUUAUUAAGGACGAGUCGUUAAUUUUCUACAAUAUCUUUAAGUUUAUGAUAAUUUAAAUUGUUUUCAUUACCAUUAGUCUACUACUAAUAUCAAUUGAUAUACUUAUUUUUUGAAUACGAAAAUGUUUGUUAUCAAUUAUAACACAGUUAUUAUUUAUUAUUUAAAUAUUAUUUUAAUUUUGUAAGCCCUUACGACAGACUUCUCAGGGAAUAUGGAUUGUAUGCAUAAAUGACGUUAUUAGCAUAACGGAUAUGCUUUUUGUGGAUUUUCACUUUCAUCUCCGGCCCCAUACCAUUUUAAAUUUUAAGGAGAAAAAGGAAUAUAUUGAUUUUACAAUGAUAUUUAGUUUUUUUUUUUUUUUUUUUUUAAGAGAUAUUAAGCAUUAUGUUAAGAUUUUUGUACAUACGAGGUUCUAUUAUUUAUAUUUUGUUCUGAACUAUCAAAAUUAUUAUUUUAAAAAAUGACGAAUUUACCUCGCACGAUGGGUGGCCACUAUAAUUGUUGUAGGUCAUAGAUGAGAAGUUAGGAAGCUAGGAUACAUAGGGAAAUUUAAUGUAUACCGACUGUACGUACCGAUUAAUCAUUACUAUCGAAAAAUUAUUCUGAGCAGAGUUCAGUAGUAGUACACGUUUUGAAAGGCCAUAAUAUUAACAAUAUUCGUAAAAAUUUGCUAUUAAAAUUCGUAUAAAGAAAAAUUCUACAUUAGGUACACUUCAUUUUAGAUUCUAAGUAAAGUGAGGAAUGUAUUGGUUUUACAGUGUUUUUCCUGUGAACAACUUUUCUACCAACAAUUUUGCUCCAAUCUUCAAGUGUAACACUUUUUCUGAAAGAAUCUGACUGAGGUGGAGGUCAGGAGGUCAUUUUUUGAUUUUCUUAUUAGGUUUUCACAAUAAAUUAUUAUAUUAUAGCCUUUCAAAACAUGUAUUACCAAAAUUGUUUUUCGUUAGAAAUGAUCAAUCUUUGUGUACAGAUACACAUUAAAUUGCCUUGAUAUACAUUUAACCUACCUUUUCAACUUCUCACCUACAACAGUAACCCGCUCACCAUGUGAAGUAUGUCUGUUUGUUUUUAUUAUCUAAUUUCACUAUUUUUAAUUAUUUUUUGCUUUCUGGAAGUAAUUUAGUUGCAUUUUAAUUCCUAUAAUAAUAUAUAAUAUCGUAUUAUUAUAUACAUAUAAAGUAGGUGAUGGAAAAAUAUAUUCGAAUCUAGUAGCUGAGCUCUGCUGCUCACAAGUGUUUUUUUUUUUUAAUUACAUACAUCUGCAUUUAAUAGGUUUUUUUAAAAUAAAAUUGUAUUUUCUACAAGAUCAACGUUAUAAUAUUAUUGUUGUGUGUUACACAAUAAUUAUUAUUAGGUUUCUUAGACAAUAUACAUAAUAUGUCCACGACUCGUUUUUUCUGAACCAGUAUAUUGCGCGAUUGUUGCAAAAAUAUAUAAUAUUUUAUUGCUAAAUAAAAUACAUUACACUUAGUACGAAUGUGCUGUCGUCCGAUUCAUUAUAUUGUAAAUUAUAAUACCUAUUAAAUGGUGAAACAUUUGAAUAAUUAUUAUCGAAUAAAAAAACAAAAUCGAUCAACACAGUUUUAUUUCAUGAAAAAUAAAUUUUAGUCGUCGUCCUAGCGUUGAAACUAUAAUAAUUAUAGUUGUUUUUCCCGAUGUACAAUUCGAUAUUAGAUCAAGAUUAUUUGAUUAUAAUAUAAUCGAAGGAUUUUUAUAUGCAUAGGUACCUAACGUUUGUCUUGAUUUGCAUAUAUAUAUACUAUUGUAUUCACAUUUCUAUAAGUAUCUAUAGAGAUAUGCCAAUAAUUAUGAUUUAAAAAAAAAAUUGUUUUAUUUUUAUACGGCUGUGAUUUAUUGAUUACGGAUGCAAUUGUAUUAGACCUUUUAAUAUAGUAGGUACAAAGUACAUUGACUGCAUUUUUAUAAAACUGUUUUCAAACCGGCUGCUUAACUACUUAUAUUUUAUAUUUUACAAUGAAAAUUAAAAUAUUUCAAGUCAUAUAGUGUACUGUUUGUUCGAUAAAAAAUAGAUACACAAAUCAAAUAUCUACCUAUAAGACUUAAGCCAUUUAGAACUACUAAGAUCAUUUAGCAAUUUAGCCAUUUAGCUGUUGAAUCACGAUGCUUUAUUUAAAUUUAGAAGGUUUAAAAAUUGAAUUUAGUGUGUUGAAAACUAUAGAAAAUUUACUUAAAUCCUUAUUCCCUGGGACCAAUACUACAUAUUUUUUUUACAAUUACAUUAGUUUUAUUGAAAAAUGAAUACGAUUAUACCUAGGAAUUUAUUUUUUAUUUAAAGGUUUUCUGUAAAAGUAUAUUUUUUUUUUACGAUAGGUACAUUAAAAUUACCAAUAAUAGAUACUGCAGUGGAUCCAUACAAUAUACUAAUAUAUAUUUGUUAUUUGUAAGUUUCACUUAUUCAAAUGUUUACAUUAUUUACGUGGUACCUAUAAUGACACUGACAUCGCGUGUAUAAGAAUAUAUAUUAUAGAAAGUCUAAACCGUAAAUAAAUUGAAUACGGUUCUAAAUUAGCCGGAUAGCUUACCACCUAUAAGAUACUAUCAUGUAUAAAAAAUUUAUGCCAGUCAUAAUAUAAAAUCGUCGUGAGUAUUUUGUUAUAAUAUUUUCGUAAAUGAUAAAAAUUAAAUUCCAAUGACUGUAUAUUCAUACAGUAAUAUAUGUGUAUAAAAGUAUUGUAAACGUGUCAGCAUAAGAUUACAUUUUUGAAAUUACAUGCAUAUACUAGGAUGUAUAAUUAUUGUAUAUUAAAAUUAUCUAUUUUUUUUUUUUAUUAUCAUUUUUUGAAGUAAACGUAAUCUAAUUUAAAUUAAAAUUGUAUACGAUAGAAGUCUAUUCCAGGGUUGAUUCUUAUCUAGGUAAAUAUUGUCAAUACAUCUUAAAUAGAAAUGUCACUUAUCUAGACAAAUUAUUUCUAUAUUUAUGUAUAUUUCAAGGCUUAGCAUUUACGAAAAAAUAGGUUUAUUACUAGGUGUGCUACUAUGAUAAAUUGGAAAGUGGAAACGUGUAGGAUCAUAGUUUUUAAUUUUCAUAUCUAUACUUCACGAUGAACCAAUUCUGACUCGAAAAUGAUUCUGAACGGAGCUCGAUUAAGCAAUCCUUUAAAAUAAAUUGCUCAUAUAUAUUAGUUUAUGAAUUGUGUAGUAAAACAGCAGCUCCACCUGAAUUAUUAGCCUCUAUACUUCCAGCGCUCAGAAUAUAAAAUUCUUAAUCGUAUUUUAUAUGUAAGUAAAUUAAACUUUAAAGAUUAUGAAGUUAACUAUAUUAUUAUAUUAUAUUAUCUGUUAUGAAUCAUAACAGAUAGACCAUAUUAAUAUAUUACACAUUAUAGCUUGACAAUAAUUUCUACACUAUAACAUGCGAAUUAAUUGUAAAAUUGUUUUAAAAUUUUAAAAUCAUCGUUUCCAAAAAAUGUAUUUGUUUUUAUCUAAAUUAGUUAUGGUAACUUUUAUCUGAUAUCUAGAUAUAUUUUUAAUAUCUUUAGUAUUUGUAUCUAAAUAAAUUUUAAUUAUCUGAUUCUCAACAUAAUAGGUCGCUGUAACUACAACAAUAUUUUAUUUACGGCAGGAACUAGGAAGCACUUUUCUACAAAAUCAUCUUAGAUUUAAAAUCCGAUUCCGUAACGUGUUGGGCGGUAAAGCGGAGAACAAUUCUAACUAUUAUUUCUAAAAUAGGAUGAUUAUUAUUAUUAUAAGCUGAUGAGGUGCAAUUUUAAACUUUAUAAACUUGAUAAACAUUUUGAAACUUAUAUCCACCUAGAUUAAAAGACUAAUUGCAUAAUGGUUAUAGUUACUGUUACAUAAAUUUGCACCUUGUUAUUCUUGGACUUAGAAACAAAAAUAUUUAUUAUACUACAAAAACAAUACUUUCGUUAAGAAAUAAUGCAUAAUACGAUGACUGACAUAAUAACUAUAAAAACGCUCUUUUUCGUUUAAAAUUACUUCACAUUAUAAUAUUAGAUAAACAUAGGCACCUACAUAAAAUUAAUUUGUCUACCUGCAAAACAUUAAAUUUGUAUUUGUUUAAACACUGCACAAUGCUCUUUGGCGGACUUGUGAUGAGGAAGUUAAUAAAGUAUUGAAACUAUAUAUUUAAGAGACCGACAAAUAGAAUUUCGUGUCUCUGUUUUUUUACAACGAACAAUAUAGAAAAAAUGUGUAAAACGCACAAAAAAGUCUUUAUCCUGAUCGAAAUCGGUUUUAAAGUUAAAACAUUGAAUAUCUGUACUACCUAUAUAUUUAUACAACUUAUUAUAAAUGAUGACAUUUUGAAGACCAAUUCAUUGACUUUUUGGAAAUAUUAAUUAUUUAAAAAGUUAUGUAUUUAAAUUUAAAAAAGUGAAAUACUAUUUUUGUACACGAGCUGAAUAAUUAGAGAAAUGUAAAACGUCAACAAGAUUCUAUAUAUUUUAUACCUAUUAUGUGCUUAUUUAUAAAACCGAAUUAAACGCCUUUUCGUUUGUUUUUCAUUAUUGAAAAUUAAUAUUAACCAGUUAUUGAAAAACAGAAAAUUGCAUAUCGACUGCAUUUGAAGCGUAAAAAUAAUUAUGCUUAUACGUUCGCGUAUAUUUGUGAUUACGUGCAUAUUUAUUGGUCCUCUAGGAAAUUGUUUGAAAAACGAAUACUGCGUCGUCUUCUGACAGAUCUUUAAUAAUGUUAAUAAUAACGACGAAAAUAUGCGAUGGUGCCGCGGGUGUUAUAUUAGGUAUUUUAUUUGAGUUCCGAGGGGAAAAUCCAUAGAUUUAUGCUGCAGUUUGAAACCGUAGUUUACUUUCACUUUUUUACGUCAGAUCGGUUUCACAUAAACAAGUUUGUAAUUUCAAGUAGUUUUAUACGUAGGUAGGUACAAUAUUAUUAUUAUUUUUUUUUAAUUUUACGAGUUUACUAUAUUUGUACGAGACCCAUAGACUACUAUCUAUACUAAUCAAUAUAAAUGGAAAUAUCAUUGAUUCAUUGAUGUCAAUAAUGUUAUAUUAGUUGAAUAAACUACAAUGACUAAACAGAAAAAGACGUCCUAGAAUAAUGUAGACGGGUGCAGCCACUGUUAUAGGUAAUUUAAUGUAUAUCUGUAAGCAACGAUAAACCAUUGCUAACGAAAAAACGAUUCUGAGCGCAAUUCAGUGAUAGUGAUCAGAUAGUGGUGAUUUGUCAAAAAUAUAUAUGUCAUAUUAUGGAAAAAUAAUUAAAUAUAUAUUAUAUAUUUUCUUUGAUAAUAUUUAUUUAAUAUUAUAUCGAUGUUCCCGUUUUUCCCAGUUUCCCCAUGUUUUUCCUGGGUACACAGCAAAUCAAGGAAUAUUUUUCGAUUAUAAUCGUCCGAGCGAGCGAUAGGUUUCUAGAUCACUUAAAAGGGAUAAAAAGGAAAAAAAAGUACAACAAAUUUCUUUUCAAACCCGUGACCCCUAGUAUUACAAUAAGUAUUCACGAUUAUCCAACAACAACAAAUUUACAAUAAUGAAAUCAAUAUAGAGUUAUUUAAAAGAUUUAGGUCUACAUUGUAUACAUCAGAGCAAGAUUUCUGGUAGAAUUUUUGUAUACAGUAUAAAAAAAAUUAAAAAUCAACAAAAAAGCCUAUCCUAUUACACCACAACAACCACAAGUUUAUAUUAUAGGAUUAUUUAUUUACAUAAUCAUAUAAUACACGCCAAACUGCUUCAUGUAUGCCAUUUUGUAAUUACUAUUACUCUAUCAACUGUUUAUAAUAAUUAAAAUUAAGAUUAAUCAAUAGUAAUUUGAUUGUUGUUGGGUUUUUUUGCUUGCAGUUUCACCGCGAACAAUAUUAAAAUCGGUAAAUGGUCGAUUCGCAGCUGGAGAACUCGCUUGUAUCAUGGGUCCGUCAGGCGCAGGAAAAAGCAGUUUAUUAAACGCGUUAUCCGGUUAUAAGUGAGUAGUAUUUUCUUUUUUAUUGUACUUAAAUAUUGUUUAGAUAUAUAAGUACUAUACAGGUAGGUCAAAUUGAGUUACACAAUCCUAAUAAUUAAGGUGAUAAUAUCUAUAAUAUAAGUAAUACUUAUUAUGAUAUACUUACUUAUACUUACUUUAAUUUAUUUAUUAUAAGUAUAUUAUAGUACGUACUAAUUAGUUUUACUAUUAUGCUACUUUUUAUUUUUACAAACAACUUUUUGGUCUGGUUCCGAUCUUUAUGGUAAUAAAUUUUGUCAUCGAGUUGAUGGAAUGGGGAAGUCAUAUUUUGAUUUUCUUUGUACUUAAUAAUGUUGAAAAACGGAAAUAUUUACGCAAGAAUGGUUUCUGUUAAUUUGUUUUUGUUGUUAUUAUUCGGUAAAAAUAAUCUUAGAGAUCUAAAAUAUUCAUCUAAUACUUAAAACCUUAAGAUAUUCUUGCGUUAUUUAUGUUAUUUAUAGCUAUUUUCAAUUUGUGUUUAUGUGAGUACAAUUUUUUUGGGUUCGUUUAAAUUCUCGAGAAUUUGAUAUAAGGUUCCUCGUCCUCCAUAAUGAUAAUUUAGUAAUUAGAAAAAAAAUAGUAAAUCUAUAGACACUAUUUUUGUUUUUAUCCCAAAUAUAGGAAUUAUUGUACAGUAUUGUGUCUAUUUUGUACAUUUUUUGACCGCUAAAUUUGGACGCUUCUAACUCCCUCUGGACUUACAUAUCUCAUAGUAUCUCAAAUUAUGUCUCACUGGAGAUGGACAUAAUGAGACAGUCUGAUUUUUAAUUUUUACAUUGUCAUUAAUAAAAUUAAAGCCCUUAAAGUCCUUCAUAAAAUAAAUAUUAUAUUUAGGUACUCAAUAAUAUUCUGAGUAUAUAACCUUUCAUAUUUCAUUUAAAUGCCAUUAUAAUUUCAUUAAUUGAAAAAUAAUGAUAAUUGCUCAUUGUGAAACAUAUUUCCCCCAUAUAAUUUUAAUAAAUUAUAGUUAAGAUGUAAUAUAUUAUUUUAAUAUAUUGGUAUUUAUUGUUUUACAAAGAAUAUUGAUAUAGUGAAAAAUUGGACUCUAGUAAUGGUGGUCUGCUGCUCACGGGUAAUUUUUGUUUUAAUCUGCUGUUAUAAUUUUAUUUACUAACACGUGGAAUUGAUGCUGUAGGUACACCUUUACAAAUAGCAUUAUUAUAGCUAUACUAUCUACCAACUAUUCCUAGGAUUAAACCAAAUAAAAUAUAGUUUGUUCAUAAUAUUUGUUUAGAUAAAAAAUGAUUUUACCUGCCGAUCUCUAAACUAUAAUAAUUUUAUAUGCUUCUAACUGUCCUUGUGGUAUUAGUUUCUAUAUUUAAUUAUAUUGUUACAGCGUUAAAAAUGAUUUAAAUUUGUAAAAAACAAAAUGUAUUAUUAUAAUGAAUAACAGCGUGUAGUUAAUAUGUUUAAUAUUUUAGUCCAUUACGUUAAUUAAAAAUUUGAUUAAUUUCAGUGUUUACGUCCUUCAGGGAACGAAAAAUUAAAGAAUAGAUCACGAUUAUUAUUACUCAUAAUAUUAUAGGUGCUGAUUAUAAAUAAACCAAUUAUCAAUUUUAAUGUUCAGCUUUCUUAUUUAGAUGAAAAUGUAUUCGGGUACCUAAAUUAAUAUAUUAUUACGGUUAUUAGUACGCUGUGAAGGUCAUUUUUUUUUAAUUUCGUAAUAUAAGAAAAUAACUGGAAAUACAAGAAUACAUCCACAACACCUAAACUUUCAACAAAAUUUCAUUUGAUAAAACUGAAAUACCCAAACAAUAUACUCGUAUUUUGUAAAUAGUAUAGAAUUUUCCGAAAUAAGAAUAAAUAUAAUUUCCGAAAAAAAAUGUUCUAGUGGAUAUUUAUAUAUAUUUUUUUUUUUUUAAUUUUCUCGAAUUACAUGAAUAAUAAUUCAAAAGUAUAAAAUUAUAACUCGGGUAUAUAAAAUUUGAUAUAGUGCUAUUUUAAAUGGAACCAAUAUAUUGAUCGUUGUGAUUACGUUUUAUAGCUACAAAGGCGUCAGUGGAACAUUGAAACUGAACAAUCAACCAAGGGAUGAAAAAUUGUUCCGAAAGUUGUCGUGUUACAUAAUGCAAGAGGACAAAAUUCAACCGAUGUUAACACUCAAUGAACUGAUGAUGUUCGCGGCGGAACUCAAAUUAUCCAACAAUACGUUAAUGAAAGAAAAACAAAUCAUCGUGAGUAUUAUUUAGAUUAUGAUAAAAUGAAAUUAAUAAAAAAAAAAACAUUUUUAAAUGGGUCUCUUUAAAAAAAUUCGGUAAUAACCUCGAAUGUUCUUUAGGUAAUUUGAUCUUCCGAGACCAGUACUAUUUGCUAUCUUCUAUUUUUCUUUUUAUGGCUUUAUAUUUUAGACCUCAGGUCGACGCCUCGACGCCUUACGAAUAGCGUCGAAAAUCAAAAAAUUACCUUUCUAAAGUACAAUGUAGACAACUUGCGCUUUUAGAAAAAUUGCUACACGUAAAAAUUUACUUUACAAAACAAGUUUACUAGGAAAAAAACGUUAAAAAAUACACAGACUAGAACAAAGAAAAAGAAGAAAAAAUAAACAGCAUUGUAAAACCAAUAGCUCCCUCGUUACCCUCAGAAUCUAAAAUUAUAAUUAUAAUUAAUUAAACCACUUAAACCAAUAUAUUCCUUGCUUUUCAAGUGUUUUAUUUUGGUUUUUAACUCUGUACAUAUUUUUUCAAUAGAAAAUGUAACCCAUAUUAAUAGUUACCUAUAUUAAUGAUCCAUAGGAAUUCUGGAAGUCUUUAUUAUUUACAUUUAAAAUUUUUAUUUGUAGUUCAUAAAUUAGUAAUGUGCUUGUAAUAAUUAUUUCUACUAAAAUUCAUUUUUAGACUCAGAGUGCAUCGAGGGAGCUAUUGGUUUUACUAAGAUGUGUUUAAGAUGUGGGAUAAGUGUUUUGAAAUCAAAUUUAAACGAAAAUACCAAAAAAAUUACGGCAUUUCAAAUUAUGUUUUACCCAACUGCGCUCGGAAUCAUCUUCUGUCAAGCAAUGGUUUAUCGUUGCUUACAGAUACAAAUAAAAUAACUGAAAUGAUAUAAAUUUAAAAAAAAUGUACAAAAAAACUAAACCAACGUAUACAAUUUUUCUAAAUUUAGAAAACAUAGAGCUUUUAACUUACUAGUGAUAUAUACAAGAAAAUCAUUUGGGAAAUCAUUUGUAGAUUACUUAGGUCCUAUUUAUUUUAAUCAGAUGCUAACUAUGACAAAAAAAAAUAUUCAUAUUGGCUUAUUAAACGAAAAAAAAUCGUGUAAAACUGGCUUUUUUCAAAAAUAAUUUCUUCUAAAUGAAAUCCCUAAUUAAGAUAUUUUUUUUUAUUAAUGUAUUCAGUGUUUUAGUUUGAGUUUUAAGUAUUUAUUUAUUUUUUGAUCUUUAUUUCUCUUUUGUCAGAUUGUAAAAUGUUUCCUCUUUGUUUGUUUUAUUUUAUUUUUAUUUUUUUUUUUUUACUUAAGUUAAUUUUUGCUUGAUAACUCUCAAUUCCGCCACAAGCCUAGGCUUAAAGGAGUAGAUAUAUUCUUUAUUCUUAUCAUAUUUGCUGUUUUUUUUAUAUUUGUAGUAAUAUAUAAAAAAAAAAUUUGCAUAACAAAUCCCUGCACUAUCAAAGAUAAUAAAGUCAAAAAUAAUAACGAAUAAAUAUUGUAAUGGUUUUUUUCCGUAAUCUGCAUAUAAUUUUUAGACUCAUAGAAAUUUAUUGAUUUAACUAUGAUGUGCAAUUUUUUUUCAACAAAACGAGGAGUGUACUGGUUUUUUUUAUUUGCAAACAACUUUUUUACCAGCAAUUUUUCUUAAAGGAAAUUUCACUGGGCAGGUACUUUAGAGAAAUCGUUUUUCGAUUUUCUUUGGAGUUUUUCAGCAAAUGUAAAAAACUGGGAAAAAACAUGGGAAAACCAGGAAAAACGUAGGAAAACCGAGGAAAUCGGUACAACAUUAAACAUAUAUUAUUAAAGAAAAAAUAUAGAGCCUAUUUAAUUAUUUUACUAUUAUAUGACAUAUAUAUUGUUGAAAAACCAUCACUAUUGACUGAACUCUGCUCAGAAUCGUUUUUUCGUAAGCAAUGGCCUAGCGUUACUUAUAGGUAUACAUUAAAUUACCUACAACAGUGGCUACACCCGUCUCUAUUAUCCUAGGACGUAUUUUUAGUUUUUAAAUUAAUUAAAAAUUAUGAAUAAUAAUAUAUAAUUUAUUCGUUAUAAAUUUUCCCUUGAUGGUGUUUCUUAAAAUCACGAGAACAAUAUUUAGGUGCAUGUAAUUCUAAUAUUAAAAUAUUAUUUCAAAUCGAUUAAAUGUUACAUUUUGUAAGAUACAAUAUGUACUCGUGGCAAGGACGUAUCUAGGUUUUUGUUUUGAGUAUGGUUUUUAAAAAUUAAAAAUUAGGAUCAAAUUCACAAUUACAUCAUUAAAAUAAGUAAAUUUAACCUGUAUAAUAAUGCGAAACUUUCCUUCAGCUUUAUUUUCCUUAGUAGUAAUAAUUUUACCUGAAUCAAAUUUUCCCCUUGUUGGUAGUUAAACGACCAUAUAGAAUAACUGUUUUUACUAUAGAACAAUGGUUCUCAACCUUUUUUGUAUGACGACACCCUAAUUUUGAUCCAUAAAAAUGGCGACACACUUAAUAAAAAGAAUGAAUUUUUGAAAAAGUAAAAAUUUUAAUUAUAAAUUUAUCCAUACUUAGUGUAGUUCCUUUAAUAUGAAAUUUCUAAAAAAUAUGAAAAUAUACCGCUCUAACACUAUAUAACACACAUAAAACUGUGGAUACCACUAUGGUACUGAGGACAAUGACAUGUUUAUUUACGUAGGUCCCUACGCGUUACAAUUAUUUUUCUUAUCUGUGGUUUUUACUAUUUCAUCAUAAUGCCGAAAUAAUAUAUGUUAUAUAUGUUUUGGAAACGUACAAUUCCUCAUAAUUGGUUUGUUAUCUGUGGUUUUACUAUUUGAUGAUAAUGAUGAAAUAUUAUAAAUCAUAAUAUAAUUAUGAUUUAUAGGUAAUAUAUUAUAAUAUAAUAUAUCUAUAUAUAUAUACUAAAUCGAUAUUUAAAUUUAAACUAAUAAUAUUUUAGCGACACACUCCAUGGUAAUAUUCGACACACCGGUUGAGAACCACGGCUAUAGAACAUAGCUUAGAUCGAUUUUGAAUUAUCUUUUGUGUAUAUUCUGAAUUUAAUUGUUGGAAUACAUUUGUUUUUUUUGUUUUUUUUAAAUAACUGAAAGAAAAUCAUCUGCUUUUUGUUUGCAUAAUUUAUGAUAAUUUUACUUUGAUGAGAAUUAAACUUUUGUUUGGCGUUUUUCAACCGAUUAAAAGCCGAUCAGUUGAUUUUACAAAAUUUGGCGAUGAAGGUAAUUCAGAAUUACUACUAAAUGGAACAUUUAGUUUUGUAUUGGAUUGGGAUUUUUUCUCCUUAAUUAAGAAAUAAAAGGUAGUACCCUUUCGUUUCAUAUUGCUCUAGAAAUAUAUACGAAUACAAUUUUUUUUUUUUUUAACGUACCGUUGGGCUACAGUUAUGACAUACAGCUUUACGCAGUCGACGCGUACGAAUAUUUUUUUUCUUUUUAGAACUGUAGAACUUUCACAUUGCUUACGAUGUAUACACUAUUACACUAAUAACUAUAGCUAGGAUAGUAGAAUCACACUGCGUUUUUGUUAGUUUCUGAUAAACACAAACGAUCUAUAAUCAAUCGAUUAAACUGCAUCACUGAAAUAAAAUAAGUUUUUAAACAAAAAACGCAUUAUUAUCGCGUUUAGAUUGGACCGAUUAUCUGAACCCGUUCUAAGUUAUAAAUAGUUUAGUUAAAUAUUGAUGAACAAAAUUAUAUUUCGUCGUGACUGUGUAAUAUAAUGUAAUAUAUUAUGUAUUUUAUUUUAUAAAAAAAAAUUAAGAAAGUCAGUUUGGGGGUGGUUUGAACCCCCAUAACCACUGCCUGGGCUCGUGGUAUCUACUUAUAUAUAUAUAUAUAUAUAUUAUAUGAUAUUUCAUGGUAGUAAAUGGUAAAAAGCAAGCUAUUGUUAUUUAUUAUUUAUUCGUAUGGCUUAAAAACAAUUCAACAUAAUUACAGCAAGUAUAAUAUUAGUUAUUAAAAUAAAAUUAUAAAACAACUAUAUAAUAAUAAAAUUAAUAUGAAUAAACAUAAAUAGGAUAAACACACAAAUUUAUACAAUUUAACUAAAAAAACAACUGGUAACUGGUUAUUAUUGCACCACAAUUAUGGUUAUAAAUUCGCUAACGCACAUCCAAUUUUUUUUUCCAUCGAAUACAUUCAAUUACAAUAAAAUGUGUUUGAUUACAAUUUAUUCCUUCGAUGUCCUGGUUAAAUCUUUUCAAUUGAUAUUUUGUUAUAACAUGAAUAAAUUAUAGUCAGUAUUACGUUGCGCCGCAUUUCCAUACCUAUUGGACCAUCUAGAAGUCGUAAUUUAUACAUCACCACAGUGUAUUUUACUUUAAUAAGAAUAUUAAAAUUAGUUUUUUUUUUUUUUAAGAGUAGUUAUAUUCUAAAUACUUACAAUUUCUUAGUCAAACAUAUAACUUGAAUUUCUAAUUCUAUUUUAUAUGCAGAAGUUCUAAGAAACACCUUUAUCUAUAAAAAAAAUUGUUUUUAAAGUUUCUAAAUUAUUAACGUAUAAUUAUGAUAGUUUCUCGUAUUAUAACAGAUGUGUAUUACUAAAUUAGAAUAAAAUUGAAGUAAUAAAGUUUAUUGAAGUUAAUAAAAGUAAAUAUGAAUAGUAACGGACGUAUUAUAUUGUAUUAAAUAGGUUUCAGAAAUUCAAAACGUCCUGGGACUGUCGGAGAGCAAAAACACGAGAACUGAAUUCUUGUCCGGCGGCCAGAAGAAGCGGUUGUCUAUCGCCCUAGAACUCAUCAAUAACCCGCCAAUCAUAUUUCUCGAUGAGCCCACCAGGUACGUGCUUAUAGCCCUGCGUUAAUGAUAAAUCGGAUUCUUGCUUACAUAUUGCGUAAACGUGUGCACGGGAAAUACCAUGAUAUUCCCGGAGAAGCCAGAUUAACCAUUUGAAACAUGGUGGUAUAAAAAAUAUACCCGCACUUUUUAAAAAAAAUUCCUACUCUUACAUGGUGGUAUAUGUUAAUUGAAAACUUCAUGAUCAUGUUUAAUAUGUUCUUAAAGUUGUCCGGUAGAUAGCAGCACCAUCAAAAAUUAUCCGUUGUCUAUUAAUCAGCUAAAUCUAUUGAUAAACACUUUUUAUAUGUCUGUGUAAAAGAAAUUAUCAUACAAUUCUGUGCUUCCUUAUUUUACAGCUGUUACUUGUUUAAAUUAAAACUCAUUUUAGCCAUUUUGACAAAUAAUAUCUUUUAUUUUUUCUAAUAAAAUGUAUUUUGCGAUACUAGGAGUUAGAAUGAUAUCUGUAGAUAUAGUAUUUCAUCAUACCUAAAUAAUAAACUGUCUUAAUAUUUGUACAUGCACAUCAUGCUGACAUUUUUUUUUUUUAUGUAUUAUUAUGCUAGAUGUAGACGGUAUCCCAAAUAGUUGUGGUGAAAGUGGAGUAAAAUAAGAUGGUAUCUAAAGUUGAAUUUACAUAAAUUUAAUAAAGCGAAUUAUGAUUCAUUUUCUUUAAAGAAGACUUAUUUAUACUAGAUAAGUAAUAUUAAGAGUUACGGAUAUUUAAUUUAAGUAAUACUCUAUAACUAUUACAAUCUAUGCAGUAUAGACUACUCUAUUGAACUAUUUUCAAAAAUACCGCCAUCUCCUACAAAAAAAAAAAAUAGCUCACGCCUAUACAACUAAGAGCAGAUUGUGUAAGAUUACUAUUAUAAACAUAUAUGAAAAAAAAGUAUUAUUAUUAUUGAAUUAUUCGAACGGAUUUUUCGAGUCUGCAAAGUCUAUUUCAUGUUAUCUGAUCAUUGCAAUAUGGUUUUAUCAUUUGAAAUUGGGCAUAUUUAUAAUCCUUGCACUUGUAAUAAAUAAUUCAAUGCGCUCUUAUAAUGCUUAUAUAUCGAUUGUGCAAUCAUAGUAGCCACAUAGUGUCGAAAAAUAUUUAAAAAUAAAUACCAAACUGUCAAAAACUUAUCGUGUAUCUACCUAUUUUAUUUUCUUCAAAAUUGAUAUCAAAUAUAUUUCGUCACGAUGACUGAGACUUUAAUAAAAAAUAACUAUAAAACAUUUACAUAAAUUAUUAUUAGAUCGUACCUAAUAAUACUUAAUAUAAUAUUAUACAAUAGUUUUGUUCUUAUUAUCUAACCGCACGACCUUGAUUGUAUUCAGGUUUAAAAAUAAACAAAUGCACAUAGUUGCAUAAUGCGUUUAUUGAUAAUCACGAGUAUAUUAUCUAUUAUAUUUUAUUUUAAAACACGGAAUAAUGUAUUACUAUGCGAACAAGAUCAAAAAGAGACGUCCUAGGAUAAUGGAGACGGGUGAACCCACUGUUCUAGGUAAUUUAAUGUAUAUUUGUAAGCAACGAUAAAUCAUUGCUAACGAAAAAAACGUUUCUGAACGCAGUUCAGUUGAUGACUAUCACUAUCACUAUUGAUGCUUUGUCAACAAUAUAUAUGUCAUAUUAUGGUAAAAUACCUAAUUAAAUAGGCAUUAUGCAUUUUCUAUAAUAAUAUUUGUGUAAUAUUUUAUUUUACCGUUUUUCCAUGAUUUUCCCGGCUUUUCACAUUUGUUAGGAAAACUCUUGGGAAAAUCGAAAAAAUACCUUCUAAAAUACCUCUCAAGUCAGAUUUACUUUUAGAAGAAGUACUAUUAUUGUAAAUCUGAGCAAAAUUGCUGAUAGAAAAGUUUGCACAACAAAUGGAGGGUUAUUCUACGAUUAAAAUAGUCCGAGAGAAUGAUGGCUUGGGACUCUAGGUAUGCACAUCCAAAAUGCAUUGUUUUUUCUUUGUUUAGAUAAAAGGAAAACAAAAUGAAAACAAUUUUUUUCGAUACAAUGAUUUGAACUCGGAACCCCUAGGAUGAUAAUAAGCAUAAAUAACUAUUAGAUAAUGGCAAGCAUGCCUUAAGAAGGACAAUAUAAAGUUAUUUAACAUAACAUAUAAUUUCCGCAAAAUAUUAGAACUUCAAAAAGCUAUAAUUUUGAAACUUAGUCAGUAAGCUCAAUUCUGACUUCAUCAUUGUUCUUAAACCGGCAAUUAUAGCAUGUUCGAAAAAAAAAAUUGAAAAAUUAGAUUUGUUCCACGUAAUUUUUACUUAAACGAUUUUCAUCAAAAUUUGAUAUUAAAAUUUCAUUGUAAAUAAAAAAAUACAUUUAUUUUUUUAACCACAACGUUAGACUCUCAAUGAACCUCUUGUUAAAUUUUCACGCAUAUCUGAUCAAGUCUUACAACUUUACUGCAGAGUAUCUACCAAAUAAACAUUACAUACAAAACUCUCAAAAUUAAAAUGUCUAUAAAUACCUCAAACAUGGCUUAAAUUUUUUGAAAAUUGUACACGUCUAGAAAAGGUAAAUUUAAGUUUUCUGUCUAAAUUUUAAAUCCAUAGAAUUUAGACGAAUAUUUUUAACUGAAUUACAAAAAAUUGAACAUUAAUAAAUGCAUUAUUUUUAUAAAUUUCCCGUUUUUCUUACGUUUUAUCCCGGUUUUCUUAGAUAUUAUAAAACCGCUUGGAAAAUCAAAAAAUAACCUCUUAAAAGUAUCAACUGGACAACAUUUUCUUUCAGAAAUUGUGCCGCGCGUGUAAAUCUGAGCAAGAUUUUCUGGUACAAUAAAAAAACCAAUACAUUCUUCGCUACACUCAGAAUCUAAAAAUAUAUAAACAUAUAUACAUACACUAUAAAAACCGGUUAGGCAAUUAUAAUAAGUGAUAUUCUCAGGAAUUUGAAUGGAAAGGGGGAUAUACAAACUGCCUCUUCCUCUUUUCAAAUCCUUCACAACAUCAUCUCCCCAUAAGAAUCCCAUCUAAAAAGAGUCAACUGAUCUUGGUGGCCCGAUUUGCAAUGCAAUGCAAUACGCCCUCACACGUCACUCUCUUCAUAAUAACGAUAGAAUAUACAUUACAUUUCUAUACGUAUUUUUAUUACUAUGCCUGUCAUUCAAACCAUUUUUGUUUUAAAUUAUACAUUUACGAAAUAAAAUCCGUUUUUCUUUAUUUUUGUAUCAAUAUUUACUUUUCUAUUGAAGUUAACAAUCAUAACCCAUUGAGAUGGUUUCAUACAUUUCAUAAAAUUAAGAAAAGUAACAUCAUCAUAUUUAUUAGGGUAUUUACCCUUUAUUUCAGUCAUUGAAUUUUUUAGAUAGGUUUUCAGUGUUUUCAUGCAUUAAAAUUUUCUCUCGAGAUCGAUUAUAUAGUACUAGGUAGGACCAUACCAGUGUAUGGUACAUAAUAUUUUAAACACAUUAAUAAUAAUAUUGGAGAAAAAAAUAUUCUGUGCUGCUGUUUUAAGGUAAUUAUAAUAUCAUAAAUGCAAAACUUACUACCGUUGUAAAUAACCCUUUUUUAGAAAUUGAUAAUGAGUCAAAACGUAUUUAUUAAUUACCUACCACUAUAAAUAUCAGUUAUUCGUCAUAUCACUAAAUAAAUAUCAAUUAAAAACGAAUAAUAUAACAAUACUUGUUAUUUGGCAUUAUUGGCAUUGAACAAAUGCGAUGUUGAGGAUAUAUCCACUUAACACUUCCCCUCUCCGCUCUCUCCGUAAUAAUACCCAUGAUUAUAAUUAUCAAUAAUUAUGUUAUUUUAUAUAAAUAAAUACAUAAUGGUAUUGUUCCAAUAUUAAUAGUGUUUCUAUUAAUAUUAUACUAUGUCGGUUUAAUUAACUACAAUAUAUACAAAUUUAUUUAAAUAAAAGAUUUCAAUCAUUUUUUGAUAUUAUCAUUUUAGAUUUAGAACCUAGCUAGAGAUCUACUAGUUUUACUAUGAUGUGUGUUUUUGUAUAUUUUUUUUUCUGUAUCUGAAAAACUUUUCAGAAAACUUGUUUCGGAGUAUAGCACAUCUUAUAAAAAGUAAUUCUCUCUAGUAACUAGAGUCUAGUUGGUGCAUUGAGGAGGUCAUUUUUUGAUUUUCCGAUGGGUUUUCAAAAUAAUUGAGAAUACCCGAUAGAAAAAUAUGGAAAAAACGGCAAAUAUUUACGGUACGCCGCGAUUGAAAUACAUUUAGAGACUUGAUAUUUUGACAGAUGACUAGUAUUUGCUUUUUGACAUGGUAACAUUUUUGAGCUCUUUAUAGACAUUUAAAUUUUACAAGUUUUAUUUGAUAGGUACACUGUGGAUACAAUUGUUGGACUAAACAGAAAUAAUUAAAAAUUUAAUAUGAAGUUCAUUAUAAGUCGUAUUUAGUGGUCCAAGUAUAUUUUAUAAUAAUUAGAUUAAAACCGGGAAAAACAGGAAAAUGUACGUACAUGUAUAAAAGAAACUUCGCUCCAAAUCGCUUUUCGUUAAUUGUUAACGAAAAACGAUUUGGUUUAUCGUUGUUUACAGAUAUAAAUUAAAUAUUUUUUGUAGCCUACCUUCCAACUUUCCACCUACAACAGUGGCACACCUGUCUCCUAUAACAACUUUUUUUUUUUUUGUAACACUAGAUAUAUUGGACAGAUAACUCUGUAUAAAUUUGGUUUUACAAAUUAUACUGCCAGUUUUAACGUCAAUGACUUGUCUAAAAUUUGUUUUUUGAUAUUUAAAUUAAUUCAAUUCAAUGGUUAAUAAUGAAGAUCUAUGGGUAUAAUAGUUCUAUCAGCCUAUACUCUAGGUUAUACAUCACUGUUUCAACGAUCAGUUGUAAAUCUACCGCCAACUUGUAUGGAUUUUAAAGGAAUAAAUCAAAAAGUUAUUUUUUACUUUUUAAGCCUUUAAAACUUCGAAACUCUGAGGUAAUUUCCUUGCACGGGUUUUCUACCGAAAUUGCGCUUAGACACGAGCAAAAUUCUCAGAGAUUUUUAGAAAUUUAUUUGUCUAUUACACUUUAUGCGCCGUAUCGUCUGCCUACCACGAAUGUGCAUAUAACCUGAAACAACACCGCGACGUAUCUGAAACUCGUUCUUGAUUAAUCCAAUAAUAUACCUAUAUUAUAUAAGAAUUCUUGCAGUCCUACGGACCAGUGCUAGUAUAAUAAUUAAUUCAAUCUCCACAUGGCAGAUGAUUUUACAUCUAAUCUAUAACCUGACUUAACUUAACUGUAUACCUGUGGAUAAUCGAAUGAGGCCAAAACGUAUCCACGCGUCAUAUCGAAUAAUAUAUUACACAUGUUGCAAUUGUUUUACGCUAUCUAAAAUAGUUGUCGGCUGAAAUAAGGUCGCGAAUAGAACCGAUUAAUUAUAAAUUGUAUUCUAUUUAAUAUAUGUAUAAUAUUAUAUUAUUCUAGCUUGUCAAAAUCUGCAUAUAUCUUAUUAAAUGCAUUUAAAUGGCAUCAAUAUUAUCGAUGGUACUUAUAUGUACGAGUGUAAUAUUGCCGCAUUCGGAUUAAUUAAAAACAGUCGACGUUCUCUUUACGGAAUGUACAGCGAAAAUGUACAAGACCCAAAAAGGUUUGGUUUAUAUAGGAAUUCACGAGUUCUUGAUUUCACGAAUUCACUACGCCAUUCUCAGGAACGAUCCGCAAAAAUAUCAAUUUUUAGAUUCUGAACGGAGUAAGAAAUGUACAAAUUGAUUUUACUACUACGGUUUGUGUUAAUUUUUUGUCUGUCUGUAAAUAACUUCUAUCAGAAAUCUUGCUCUUAACAAAAAACUAAAAGAGACUUGUUUUUUUAUUUUUAAUCUACUAGGUACUUUGAGGAGGUCAAUUUAUGAUUUUCCAAGUGGUUUUCAUGAUAAAUAGGGAAAAUGUUUAGGAAAAUCCGAAAUUGGAAAAAUAUUUACGGCGUUAACGAUAUCAUUAUUUUAAUAUUUUUUUUUUUUUUACUUGUUUUCUAGCAGAAAUUUUACUUAAAGUGUUAUGCCAAGAGUAGCAAAUUUUUUUAAAAUAAGAGAGAGGUCUUUUUUUCAGUUUGUCUUACAUUACCGUUUUAAACGUGUAUAAUUUUCAAAAUAUUUUGGCAAUUUUUGAGCUAUUUAUAAGAAUUUAACAUUUUUUAGUUUUUAUUUGGUUUUAUGUAGACAAAAUUUUUUUGGUCAAUAAGGAAUGUUUAAAAAUUGUUUAAAAACUAAUUUCAUUACGUUAUAUCGGAUGAUAAAAAAAUGUUAGCGUAAUGUUUCUUUAUAAGCUCUCAAGUUGAAUUUUUGACGAAAACCGUACAGAUUUCAAAAUAUUUUGUAACCAGACUUCGUUAUUAAUCGUAUUUUUUAAAGUAAUGGUUUAUUGUUGGGAACUGAUAUAAAUCAAAUAAUCUUAUAAUAUAUCCUACCUUCCUAAUUUCGUAAAUAUUACAAUUAUUAUAAAGGUCUUAUUUUAUAUGUUUUAUUUUACAAAUACAAAAGAGCCUAAUUCCCGUGUCUAUAAGGAAAAUUGUUGAGGCUUUGACGUUACUUUUUUAAGGAAUUUUCUAUUUGAAGAACUGAGAAAAAUAAAUUUGUAUUCCCCCCAUAAGAAAGGCCUAGGUACGCCACUGGAUUAUUACCAAUACAAUUCGCUAUUUGGAAUGUUAUUAAUUGACGGUAUUAUUAUUACCAAACGAGAAUGACCCACGGACACGUUUAUGCCGAGGUUAAUAUUUCUCCGCAGACAGCCGAUAUUAUAAUUUAUAACUAUACUAUUUACCUAGGUCAGAAUCGAAGAUUGAAGUUCAUGAUCACUUAUUCUUGGAUGACGUAACAUCAAAUUCAUUAAAAAUUAAAAUAGAAACUAUUUAAAAUAUUUUUACGGACUUGCAUAGAUCAAUUUAAAACGAACGUAUUUAAAAAUGUAUGAUUACGAGAAACUUGUUUAACGUAAAACGUUUUCGUGUAUAUAUUAUAUUUUUUUAUAAACAUAUGUAUGAUUCUGUUAGAUAUCAAAAUCACUAAUGUGUUUGAGUUUCAGAGGAUACACUAGGGUGGAACGAAUAAGUAAACAGUUGAAGAAGGUGUAAAAGAAUAAAGAGGUGAAAGUCAAAGGUGCUACGAAUAAUGAAAUUUAGUAGCUUAAGCGAUCUUCAGCAGGCCGCUUCAAUAUACAACAAAGUACAAAGAUUUUUGUUGAAUGUGAAUCUAUGUCUCAAAUGUAGUUGCCCUCGAAUUGUAUGAGAUCGUCAUUAAGUAGGAAAAGGUGACACGAAAUUUCAGGUGGAAAAUGUGAUCACUGAACGUUUCGGAAUGUUAAGGAAGUUGCUAAAAUUUGUAGGCAUGAUUCGAUAUUAGAUAAUGGCCCAAAGCGAAGUUGAUUGAUUGGCCGUUAGAGAUCUAAAUAAAUUUAAAUUAUUCAACCAGGUUUUUUUUUUUUGUAAUUUUGGAUAUUAAGAACUGGUUGGACCAGAGGUUGGUUAUAUGACGUAAGAUUGGAGUAAAAUCUACCCUAGGUAAUUGAGCAAGAAAAAAUAAAAUUAAGUUAGAUAUUGAUUUGGCUAGGCUGUCAGCAACUUCAUUACCAUGACAAUUAUAUUCAUAACGAAUAGAUAGUGAAAAUGUUUAUACUUAUAUUCUUUAUUUUAUCAUUAUUUAUACAAGUAUAAAACAAUAAUCCAAUACCUACUCGUAAUAAUACUAUAAAAAUAAAUAUUUACUACUUCAUUAAUCGCAUUUAAUUCAACUAUAUUAUUUUUUUUUAUAGUACAAAAUCAAUAAAUAAUAGGUAAUACCUGAGUAAUAAAGUAUAUGUAAUUGUGACCAAAAAAAAAAAAAAUAAGAGUUAUUUUAUACGAUUACACCUAUAUACUUGGGUAAUAUUCACAGAUUUAGUAUUUUAUUAUACACUAUUAUUAUUUUAGAUAGUGAUCGAAGCGUGAAAUGUAAUAUUUAUUAUAAUUUCUAUUUUUUUGUCUGUGUGUAAACAACUUUUCUACAAGAAAUCUUGCUCCGAUCAUCAAUAUCACCCCUGAAGUGAAUUUCUGGUAACAAAUUUUAUUUAAUUGGUGCAAUGUGGAAAGGAAUUAUGGUUUUUUCUUGUAAUUUUUUUUUUAUGAAUUAGAGAAAAAUGGAACAAUUUACGCAAUAGCGGUUUCGGUUUUAUAUUAUUGUUUUUACUUUUUUAAAUUUCGACUGGUUUUCACAAUCAGUUCUAAUAAGUGUUGAGUCGAUAUUACUUUUUUUGAUAUUGCUAUUUAUAUCCAUUAUCCGAUCUAAUAUUUUAAAUCGAUUACCAUACGUUGAUAUUGAAACAAACCAUUAUACCUAUCCGUUGAAAAUCCGAUAUUUGUUCAUAUUCUAAAAAUAUUAAAGACAUUUUUCCCCCGAAAAUAUUGAGUGAAAUAUCGGUUUUGAAAAAACACAUUUAUCUGCUAAUAUACAAUAUACGCACAGCUACUACUUAUUAAUGAUUUCCCAUAGCAUUUAUCUUAUUGUCUUUUCUAUGCGAUUUCUGGGUCCGUUGAUGUAUUCUUCGUUUCUCUUAUAUCGUUCACAAUUUCAAAAUCUCAUUCAAAAAAAUUUAAAACUCAUUGUCAUAAUAAAUUUCUCUACACUCCACUUUCUAGAACUUCAGCUAACCAAUCCAAUGACGACCUCCUAUAUUCUCGUUUGUUUAUUGCUGUUAUUUCACUCUUUGUCUUUCUGUAUUUCACUUGUUUUUUUUUUUUAAUUCGUUUAAAUUUUAAGCUUACCACUUAAUAUUUGUCUACCUAAUCCCGCUACAUCUACAUAGAGUUUAUAAUGACGCAACAACAUUUAUUGUAAUAUUAAAAUAAAAUUAUUUCCGCAGCGGGCUAGAUAACGUUUCCAGUGCGUACUGCUUGCAACUGUUGCGGGGGCUUGCGCACCAGGGUCGGACCAUCGUGUGCACCAUACACCAGCCGAGCGCCUCCUUAUUCCAGCUGUUCGAUCACGUAUAUGUGCUGUCCAAUGGCUACUGCGUGUACCAGGGAUCCACCGACCAGAUGGUGCCGUUCCUGUCCACCGUCGGGCUCCACUGUCCGCUCACGUAUAACCCUGCCGAUUAUAUAAUCGAGGCCACCGACGGCGAGGAAAUGGACAACAUCACUAAACUUUCCGCGGCCACGAAAAACGGCAAGCUGUCCCUGUACAAAAUGCGCAAAGCCAACGACUAUUAUUUGAAAAAAAAGAUGUCCCUCAACGGUAACAAUCCUAAUUACAGUAAUAAAUACGGCUACGGGAAAACUUAACUCGUUCACUUUAAUCAAACAAAUAUUAAUUUUAUAAAUAUUUCUCUUGUCAAUUUUGAAAAAAGUUUCAUACUUCUUACUUACUUAAAAGUUAAAACCCCACUAGUUUGACCACUCUCCGUGAUGUUUGUUAUAAAUACAUUAUGCAUUGGUUUGUGCAUGUGUACAGGCGAAGUACUAUUACCGGAGCUCAACGGUAACGUGUCCGCCAACAAAAUGUUACCUUUGCCUCCGAUCAAGUAUAAGGAUGACGACGACGAUGACAUGGUUAAAGACCGUGACACGUGGUGCGUGGACUUUCCGACUUCGGGUUGGUCGCAGUUUUGCACCCUCUGGAAACGUAUGAUUUUGCAAAUGUACCGGAACAAGGUAAAAAUUGCACUCCAGUUUCCGGAUAAUGUUCCCGGUUCCAGACCUAUAAUUCGCAUAUUUAAAAUGAUACCUAUUCAUUAUUUUUUUUAUUUUUUAAUUGAACAGAUCGGUCUGAACAUACAGUUUUAUCACCAUUUGAUUUGUGGUCUGGCGGUGGGCAUCGUGUUUUUUGAUAAGUCUAACGAUGGUGCACAGUUCUUCAACCAUAUGAAAUUCUGCAUGGGCAACAUCCUUUUCCACACCUUCACGCAGUCGAUGGUCCAAGUGCUCGCCUGUACGUUUUAGACAUACAUGUAUCCUGUAUAUAUUUUGAAUUGAUUUAAAAAUUAUGUUUAUGUUUGAUUUCCGUCUAAUUGCAGUUCCAUAUGAAGUGAAACUACUGAAACAAGAAUACUUCAACAGAUGGUACAGCUUAAGGCCUUAUUACUUAGCAUUUCAGUUAUCAAGGGUACCGUCUAUCGUAAGUUAUCAGAUAUUGUGUAUUAUAGAGUUUUACAGAAAGUUGUUAAUUAAUGGAAAUUUGUUACAUCGCUGUUAGUCUAUAAAGAGUUUUGCUUUGGUUUCUGCAUUACCAAAACAUAUUUAAUAAUAAGUAUUACCUAUACGUAGAUAUAUUCUGCAUAUUUAUUUUUAAAAAAAUGCUGACAUUUUGAUCACCAUUAUGUACACACGAGAGGGUGAUUUAUAGAUUACAGAAACUUAAGGGUCGUUAAAAAAUCGAGAAUCGCUAGAAUUCCUAUAGACUUGUAAUUUUAUCAACAUCCCACCUUGCAUUAUAAAACAUCAUAAUUCAUAAUUAAUAACAAUAAAAUUAUACGUUCAAUUUUUUUAAAUUUUUUUUUGUUUUCAGGUGUUUUUCAGCAGUAUUUAUACUUCUCUCGUAUACUGGAUGUCCGGACUGCCCAACGAAUUCGAGCGGUUUGCAUUGUUCAACAUCAUUUGUUUACUCGUAUGUUUCGUCUCCGAGGGCAUGGGACUGUUGGUCGGAUCCAUAUUCAAUGUCACGGUAAUAAUAACUAUUCUUUUUAUAUGAAUUAAAUAACCGCACACCUACCUAUAAUACAUAUAAAGGGAAUCUAACUUAAUCUAACUUUGUAGCAUUCUAUAUUGUUCACGUAAGAUUUCUUUUAUAACGUUCAAAAAACACCUGACGAACAAGUUGAUUUAAAUAAUACAAUUGUUGUUUUGAAAAACCAAACAGUAAGAGUAUUUUACACCUUUUCGAAACCACCGUUUUUAUGCUAUUACAGAUUCUGAGUGGAGUGAAGAAGCUUAUGACUUUACAAAGUUGUUUAUUUUUUUUUCUGCGGACAACUUUUCUACCAGAGGACUUGCUCCGAUUUUCACAUGUAGCACCUUUUCUUAAAGGAAAUUGGUGUGGGAAGGAGGGUACUGUAGGGAAAUAUUUUUCUCAUACGUUUUAUUAUCAAAUGCAAAAAAUCAAAAAAAAAAAAAAACGGGAAAAUGCACGAAAUAUAUUUGUAUAAUAUUACGAUUUUUUUUUCUGUGAAAACUCUUCUACCAGCAAUUUUGCUUUAACAUUUUACCAUAGCAAUUUUUCUGAAAGAAAAUUUCACUGGGAAGGUAUUUUAGAGCGGUUAUUUUUUGAUUUUCUCUGGAGUUUUUUCAGGAUAUGUAAAAAACUGGGGAAAAACACGGGAAAACCGGAAAAACGUAGAAAUCGAUACAACAUUAAACAAAUAUUAUUAAAAAAAAUAUAUGGAACCUAUUUAAUUAUUUUACUGUAUGGCAUAUAUAUUGUUGACAAAGCAUCACUAUCAUCUGAACUCCUCUCAGAACUUUUUUUUCAUAAAUAAUGCUUUAUCGUUGCUUACAACCUACAGAUAUAUAUUAAAUUAUCUAUAACAGUGGCUGCACCCGUCCUUAUUAACCUAAAACUUCUUUUUUUAAAUAUUAUUUAUUCAUAAAUGCUAUUAUAUUAUGCUUAUUUAUAUUAAAGACGUUUUUUAUAACGAAUUUUUCUUCUAUUAUAAGAUACAAAUACUAACUAUAUCGUUUAACGCCAUUAUCGUUAUUAUAAGUUUGAUUAAUAAACAAAAUAUUUGUUAUAACAUCCGUUAUAUUCCAGAAAACUAUUAGGCAGAACGUUUGGAAUCCAGAAAGCAAAAUAAACAGAAAUAAAUUUCCAGAAGUAAUUUUACUGAACAUAGUACUCCAGAAAGUUAUACGAAUAUUAUGUUUCCCGAUUUAUCAAAAUUACGUUCAUCAAAAUUCAGUGUUCGGUAGAGUGAAAGCACUUACAACUAUUUGCUCUAAUCCACCCGACGUGGUUUUGCAUAUCAAAUCGAUGGUUAUUUUGUUAAAGUUCUGACAUGAAUGAACGAAUGGGAUAUGGCCGAAGUGCCUAAACGAAGCAAUAUUGGCAUGUUUGGGGUUAUAUUCUAAACACGUUUCUCCUUAUCCGAGCGUCCCGGGGGAAGAACUGACUCCAGCUUUACUAAUUAAAUAUCACUUCCCGAAAUAGGAAAACCACUUUUCUGUAAUAAAGGGCAUUUAGCAAUUUUAUUUUUUGGAUUCUAAAUUGGACACUUUCUGGUCGUUUGUUUUCUGAAACAUGUGCAAAUAAUAAUCUCCGUGGUCGUUUUACAGAACGGUAGUGCGGUUGGUCCAAUGUUAAUAACGCCGUUCCUGGGCUUGGCCAUCUACGGGUUCGAUUUCGCGUACCAGGUGCCGCAUAUCAUGGAAGUGAUCAUGGAGGGAAGUUUCUUGCGGUGCGGGGUCAUCGGGCUAGUGAUCACCGUGUUCGGGAUGGGCAGGAAAUCGCUGCACUGUGGCAUCAGCUACUGUCACUUUAAAGAUCCGAACAUAAUUAUUUAUUACCUGAACCUGCACCGAAAACAUCCAUACGUCGAGAUCAUCAAGUUGGUCGGCAUGCUCGUGUUUUUCCGAUUUCUUACGUAUUUCGCGCUCCGGAGGAGACUCUCCGGUUAAUCAUCGGGCGUUAAAUUAUUAUUUUAUAUAGGUAUCUUUAUUAUUAUUAUUUUUUUUUUUUUUUUUAUAUAUAUAUAUAUACUUAUCUCUACGGAGUUUUUCAAUUUCGGUUGAAUUAAUAUUAUUGCGCAUUGUUUUGUUUCGCAUAAAACCGUGUAGGUAAAACGAUACGAUAAUAUAUAGGUGUAAUAUUAUUAUACAGAGACUGUGAAAGUCUACGGUAUCAUUUUAUUACUAUAGAGAUGAUAGCCCAUAUUAUUAUAAUAAAAGAGUGAAAAACCCGCUGUUAUAGGCGUUUCACGGGACGCGCCAUUUUGCGAUUGCGUUAUAAUAUUAACUUACACAAGUUAGAGCAUUUUAAAAAUGUUGCAAAAUGGCGUCGCCUAUGAUACAGGUAGAUAACCAGUAGAAAACGGUUCCGGUGUACGUACGUAUACGGUUGGCCACUCUUUUAUUACAAUAUAUUAUACGUAUAGGUUCUCUGUAGGUAGUAUGCAGGUACCUAUAUAAUACAUAAUAAUACAAUAUUUUAUCUGUCUAUUUUUUCGUUAUACAAUAUCCGAAACUUUCACAUUCGCAUAGUAUAUUGUUAAUGAUUAUUAUGUCGGAUGAUCCCGAGUUUUUAGCUAUAAUCAUAAUAUUUACAUAUAUUACGAUAAUAUUGUCAUAAUAUUUUUAUAUGAUGAUAUGAUGUUUCUCUA
Molecule: messenger RNA, 35130 nt
Organism: Cinara cedri
Lineage: Eukaryota; Metazoa; Arthropoda; Insecta; Hemiptera; Aphididae
Source: the annotation of a GenBank genome assembly